Molecule: messenger RNA, 681 nt
Organism: Ilyonectria robusta
Lineage: Eukaryota; Fungi; Ascomycota; Sordariomycetes; Hypocreales; Nectriaceae
Exons: 2
Coding region: 1-681 (226 amino acids)
Source: RefSeq, a predicted model, not a curated record
AUGGAUGGUGUUGACGAUGUCGAUAGCAUCGAUGCAAAUACACAUCGCAUCAAGUUUCGCUUAGGGUAUAGCACUGUCUCGGCCAUCGGCGAAGCAAACGACAAUAAACACCUAAAUGUCCUACGUCUAUCGAUUAUCCGCGAUCCUUUCGAACGUACUAUUAUAGCGCUAAUUUUAUCGCUCCCUGCUUUCCUCCAACAAUUAAUUGCAGCGAUUUUCCCCGGCUUCUUCCUCCCCGAUCGCGUUGUGCUCAAAACGGCUAAGCCAGGCUGGCUUGAGGAAUUCGACAAUGAGAAGCAUAUGUAUGAGAGACUACAAAGUCUACAAGGCCGUGUGAUACCCAAGUUCUACGGCGAGGCAGAAUCCGAAGGAGGUCGCACGCUUAUACUCUCAGAGGUGGUCGGCAUCUUGCCGUGGGAACAGCAGCGGCCACCUCUCGAGCCCGAGAAGUUCAAGAAACUCGUCGACAUCGCGUUCCAUGAGCUUAAUGUAUUCGGCUUGGGUUAUGAGGAUAUCAAACUGGACAAUUUUAUCCUCGUACAAGACCAUAUCGUACUGGUGGACCUAGAGUCUGUGUAUGAGCCCAAAUCGGAAGAUAGGGAAUAUGCGUUCCAUUGCGAUAGGGCACAUGUUGAAGUUGUAUACCAGAGAUACUUGAAUCACUAUGACGAUGACGACUGA